GCACACAUUUAUCCCAUGCAUCUUGCGAGAUUCAUUCUUACUACAUGCAAGUGCAAGUACUUCAUGUACUAUGUAGUACAAAAUUCCUGUUGCAGCAACAGCACACAAGUAUGCACAUCAUCCCAUGGCAAGGUAAGUCAUGCCGAGCGUCGCCGUCUAGUACUAUCCUCAAUUGCUCGAACCCAUCAGAUCGAUGUCACUUCCGACACGCUACGUACGAACUCCGAGCAUCCUCCCCCAGAUGACGGGCAAAAACCCCCAUCUGCAAAAUGACGUUCUUCCCCCGACCUUUGACGUUUUGGCGGUACAAUAGUAUCUCUCACAAAACCGGUAAAACCGGAAAAUCAAAACAACCGGGCUUAUCCCACCAAAACUCACCAUCCGCAACGCGAAAUAUCUCCAUCACCACGUGCUUGUUUUACACCAAAAAUAUGCGCAAUUAAAUGCGCAGUCUUCAUUUUUAACAUGCCUCGUCGCUUGAAAAUUAACACGCCGCCGCCGGAGCUCCAGCCGCUAGAGGAGCAAGCGGAUGGGCAGCGCCCGCAGGUGCAAACUCCCAAACGUGCCGCCAUAUUUGCAGUGUAUCUAUGGGCUCAACAACAGUCAAUACCAUGCAAUCUAGCUAGUAUUUCUACUCUAUUUGGUAUACCGAAAUCUACAGCUUCUGAUAUCCUCGCAUCCCGACGAUGCCGCCGUCUCCAAAACGCUGAUGACGUCGUCGAUACCCGCCCACCACCACGCCAGCUCACGAGGAGCGACACCGCCGCGAUUGGCACCUGGCUUGAUGAAGCUCCCUUUGACGAUAAAAGCCUCCCUUGGCAGGAUAUUUCUGAAAAAGCUGGUGUCGUCAAAGAGUAUCGUAAUGGGCGAGGUUAAGAAAAUAUUCUGUGGAGCACUGGUGCGAUCCAGCGUCGCGUCGCCCAUGAUGAGGGUAUCAAGUCUCAUAAAGCUGUUGUCAAAGGCAAGCAUAAACAGGCACAGAUUAACAGCCGGCUAGAGUAUUGUUCUAUACAAUUACAGCAGAGGCCUACUAGUACUGCAUGGCGCGAUGUGAUCUGGUGUGAUGAGAUCCACUGGAUGACUGGGCCAAAAUAUCUAAACCAUAUCAAACGCCGCCCCGGUGUUAAGCACCGCGAGGACCCAAAAAAUAUACAGUACGAGGAGCAGCGUAAGG
Molecule: messenger RNA, 1174 nt
Organism: Bipolaris maydis ATCC 48331
Lineage: Eukaryota; Fungi; Ascomycota; Dothideomycetes; Pleosporales; Pleosporaceae
Source: RefSeq, a predicted model, not a curated record